UUGGACUCGGAUGUGCAGCUGCAUGAGGCGACGGCGACGCUCCAGCCACCGGCGGAUGAAGCUGUGACCCGGUGGGCGAACGUGUGUGACUGACGGCGGGGCCUCUCCUGACACCGAGCGCGGAAGAUGGGUAUAAUUGGGGUCCAGCUUGUUGUGAGCCUUCUGAUGGCAUCUCUCAUGCAGAAAUUGGUGCCUCAUUAUUCCAUUGGCCGCUGGCUGCUCUGCAACGGCAGUCUCCUCCGAUUCAGACAUCCAUCAGAUGAAGAACUUCGAACCCUAGCAGGGAAGCAGAAGCCCAAACAGAGAAGAGACAGGAGACAGAAUGGCGUCACUGAAAGCAAACCAGAAACAGUCCCCAAAGAUAUCAAGCUGUCCUUGGAGUCCACACCCAUCAAGCCCCUUGAUGCCUUGGUCCUGCGCUACUACCUGGACUACCAGUGGCUGGUGGACUUUGUCAUGUAUGCGACCCUGGUUUACAUGUUUACAGAGGUCUACUACAGUCUGCUCAGCAUUCAGAGUGAAGUCAACGUAGGUGUGCUGUGGUGCCUGCUCACAUUGGUCUUUGGGAUUAAGGUGCUCGUCUCUAUGAUGACUCAUUACUUCAAGACUGAGGAAGGAGCAGAGCGCUCUGUCUGCCUGAUCUUCGCCUUUCUCUUCCUAAUCAUCGCCAUGUUGGUGCUGGUGGUGCGAGAGGAAUAUCUGGAGUUUGGACUCGAACCAGGGUUUGCCAACUUGUAUGAAAACCUGCAGGUCUUUUUCAGACAGCUAGGACUGGUUAACAUCUGGCCAUACUCGGUGGCCAGACUGAUCUUUAAGCUCUCACUGGUUGGGCUUUCCUCAUUCAUUGGAGCAUGUCUAACAUUCCCAGGCCUCCGCCUGGCUCAGACUCACUUGGAUGCUCUGAAGAUGACAGCAGACAAACCUCUGACACAGUUUCUGCUGUACGCCAACUUCCUGUCACCUGUCAUCAUAUUGUUGCUCUGGGUGAAGCCCAUCAGCAGAGACUUUGUGAUCAACGCCCCCUUCGGGAGUGAGAAGGUUGAGCUGAUGUCCGACUCGACAUACAACACGGCGCGCCUGUGGGUGGUGCUGGGACUCUGCGCGCUGCGUCUGCUGAUGACGCGAUACCACCUACAGGCCUACCUCAACCUGGCCGAGACGUGGGUGGAGCAGAUGGGGAAGGAGGCUGGAUCCAUCACCAUGAUCGAGAUUCAGCGCAAGGUUUCACGAGUGUUUUGCUACCUGUGCGUGGUCACCGUGCAGUAUCUGGGCCCAGUAAUCCUCAUCUUCCACUCCACUCUGCUGCUUAAAGUCCUGGGAGACUAUUCCUGGGGUCUGUUCCCGGAGCCACCCAUGGCUUUGCCGGCGGUCGACGUCAGCCCUCGUUCCUUGGAAGAUGCCCCCGAAGAGGAGGGCGACUAUCGAAUAGCUGCCUCACAGAUCAUGGCGGCACUGGGUGCCCUGCGCAAUGUGUUCACCCCCCUUUUUUACCGGGGCCUCUUCUCCUUCCUGACCUGGUGGCUGGCGGCUUGUCAGGUGGUGACCAAUCUCUUCGGCCUGUACUUCCAUCAGUACCUGAUGGCCUCAUAGGAAGGUGGAGGGAUGGCGCAGGACCACGUCUGCUCUCAAGUGCCUUCCCUCCAUCUCCUCGCACCGAGCUCGCAACAAAGCUCUUCACUCUGUGAUCCCUGCCUGUAUCCCCUGCAUCUCUCCCCCCCCCCCCCAACGUGCUGAUUCCCACAGCGGGACUUCUCCACAGUGCUGGCUGACCUCUCCACCAGCCCCAGCUACAUGUGGAAGACCUGCGACUGUUGUCCCUGCCUGAUGCCCCGGCACGUCCUGUGAACACUCGAGUCUCCAGGUGAAAGGACAGCGGCUCCAAGGCGGCAGAACUCCCGUCUGUCAAACUCCUCCGGCGGCUUCCAUCUCCCCGUCAGGACAAGCCGGGGAUGAUGGCUGGACGAUCAGCGCUGGGUGCUCCUGCCGCCCUCUGCCUCUAUCCCGUGUCCAUGGGGGGUUGAGUGGGGGUCAGUGGCUCGAGAUGCUUCCAUUCAAAGUACGUCAUCCACUUCUCAACCUCGCCUGCUCUCGCACUGGAACUUGGGCAUUGUCCUAAACCACGGGGGCAUGAAGAGUCAAAAUGUAUUCCGGCAGCCUUCUUGUACAUGGAGGGACGUGUCCCGGGGUGGGAGGGGGGAGGGUGUGUGUGAAAGAUAUCCCGGGGAGAGGAGGUACCAGAGGGGGAGGAAGGAAGGGAAUGAGCACCU
This is a messenger RNA of Amblyraja radiata (thorny skate), 2267 nucleotides long. RefSeq names its product transmembrane protein 161A (gene tmem161a). Bases 127 to 1590 code for a protein of 487 amino acids. NCBI's taxonomy places the organism in Eukaryota, Metazoa, Chordata, Chondrichthyes, Rajiformes, Rajidae. The record is from RefSeq and is a predicted model, not a curated record. The transcript is spliced from 12 exons.